Messenger RNA from Pecten maximus, 1524 nucleotides. RefSeq names its product temptin-like. The transcript is spliced from 3 exons. NCBI's taxonomy places the organism in Eukaryota, Metazoa, Mollusca, Bivalvia, Pectinida, Pectinidae. Bases 173 to 571 code for a protein of 132 amino acids. The record is from RefSeq and is a predicted model, not a curated record.
CGUAUGUAACAUUACACUAGCCUGUCACUUUGAUAAGAUAACGGCAGAUAUCAGGGACGUUUAAUUUCAUAACCCGCGCCGGAGGUCAUUCCGAAACACCGAACACUGGCGAACAGUAAAAGACAUUGAAUAUUACCAUAUUCCAUUGUCACGGGGACAAAGGAACGUAAAAAUGAAAUUCAUUAUUUUAGGAUUAUUUUUGUUUGUCGGUACAUGUGUCACCUUUCCAUCCUUUCGUGAUAGGAUUCCAAAUGGAAACGGUGUUCCUAAUCCGUGUAAGGGGUCAUCCGGUAUGUGGGAAGGUGUUGGUCACAACAUACAAAUAGGCGGAGGGCCGAGGAAUGCGUUCGGUAAGGAUUUCGCAGCGGCGGGCUCUAAAUGGACCGUCGAGUUAUGUAGUAAGGAUUCCGACUCCGACGGAAGGACAAACGGCGAGGAGUUAGGCGACCCGAACUGCACAUGGACCAAGGGCGGGGCACCAUCGGCCAAGGCUACUGGACAUCCGGGUGUGUGUGAACCAAUGGACCAGGACUCGUGUAAAUCCGUGAAUACCAGGAUAGUAUGUCUGUAACAGAACAAUGGAUGUUCAUUCGUACAUAGAAAAAUGGAUCUUAAUUUACUAAUGCAAUGUGACGUUUAAUAUACAAUUUCAUUUUCCCUAUCUCGAAGUAUUGAUUCUGUUUGUUUUCAAAAGGACAGUUAUUUUGUUAGUGCAAACAUGGUAGUCGUACCACCACUCUUUUGUCUGUUAUUAUCAAUUAAGAGAUCGUUUCUCCUAUCUAUCUGUGUCACCACAGCGAACGUCUAGUAACCGUUUUAUGAUUUGUAUUUACUUUUAGGGGAGCGCCGUCUAUCUAUUAUAUUUCCUACUACCAUUUUUUUAACAGUAUAGUAACAUUCCAUGUCCAGCAUUAAGCUUAUUUGUAGUUAUCCCGUAUUUCCCCUUGUGUAAUUUGCUUUAAUGAAAGCGACAUAAUUCCCAUAUCAACUCGACUUCCUGCACUGGAAGAGUUUAUUGACAAUACCAGGAAUAGUAUGGAUGGUUAAGAUGCAAAAAUUAUUUGUAAAUGGAACUUCGAAAAUUAAGAUCUAAUUUGAAGUAUGAAGAUGUAGACGAAUACAGCAGCAAGAUAUGCCCACUCCGUUAUAGUGGUAUAGAUGAAGUCUAUUUUCAUAUGUGUGUUAAAAUGAUAUUGUAACAAAAUUAAGGCUGAAAUACACCCCGGCAUAAUACCACGAAAAUCAGAGUCAACACAAAAUGAACGAAUGUUUACAAUUUUUCAUAGAAAAUAUUAAGAAAUGAACGAAUGUUUACAAUUUUUCAUAAAAAAUAUUAACAAAUUCAAGUCUAUGCUAUAGUGCUGUGAAAUUAUUACAACUACUGAAUGUUCGACGUUAUCGUUAGAUACAAUUACAUGUACUAUAUAUAUGUAUACAAAUGUAAUUAUUUGUGUAAAUAAGGUCUAAGUAUCGAUAUGAAUUACGUUGAUCCCCACAUUAAAAGACGAGUUAUUUCCCUUGAAA